AGUGAACGCUACUGUCCGUGUUGGCCUAGUUUGAAUGCUGCCUGGACUUGAUCCACUGGGAGCUGCUGAGUAAAUACGCAUCCACCAUGUUGCCUUCAGACAAAGAGCUUGAAAAGAUCGUGACCGAGAUGAACCAUCUUUCACUCAAGAGACAACAACUUCUGGAGAGGAAAAAGAUCCAGUGCAUCUUCCAGGAGAUGAGGAAUCGUGCAGAGUUCAGACAAACAGAGGUGGCAGCCUCAACUCUGCACGACAGCAUAGAUGACCAACUGGAACAACUGGCAGAAAGGGAGGCAGAGCUCCAAAGAAGCCAUGACCGAAUCCUGCGUGCCAGAGACACAAAGAAUGAGGCUGGUCCCGCCUCCUGUCAGAUAGUUUCUGAUGUUCCUGGCGUUCCUGGCGGCACUAUUUUCUAUGUUGAGAGUCCACCGAAUAUCCCUGCCCCGACAGUGAUUCUGGAUGUGGAGGAGCUUCCCCAUUGUCCAUGCAGGACGCAGUGUCCAGAGUGCAAGCAGUACAUCAUAACGGAGACCUUCACCUCCAUCAGCAGCGUCACCUGGCUGGUGUGCUUCAUGGCGGCGAUGGUUGGCUGCGUGGCGGGUUGUUGCCUCAUUCCCUUCUGCAUGGAUUCGUUCAAAUCCACCACACACAGAUGUCCCAAGUGUCGCACGGCGUUUAAGACUGUAAAAAAGCUCUGAGAGAAAAACUGCCGGUCGAGACAUGGAGCUCAGACGGAAAGGGAAUCCGACAAGAGCCAAGUAGAGUUUUCCUCCGCUGUUUGCAUUCACUACCGUCACAAUACUGCAUUUCAAUGGUUGAAGGGUAAUGUUUGUUAAUAUUCACUUUGGUUUUAAAGCAGCACGUGGCGGAAGGAACAUGUGGUGCAAUGCAAUCUUCCUGUAUGUAAUUGUCUAUCAUAGAAUCAUUUUAUGAGCUGUUUGUAUCAAAUUUACCGUCACAUUUAAAAUUCUAGCUGCUUAACUUUGAGUAGAAGUGGACAACACAGAAUUUUAGACGUUGUUGCCAAAAAUGGUUGUCUUCUCAAAUUCCCCAAUGUCAAAAUUUGAGAUGUUGUUAUUUUUACUGCACUUGACUGUUGACAUUUUGCUUAGAGGUGAAAUAUAAAGAGAGAAAAGUGGAUGUAGAGUUGCUGUAUGUGUGUGUGGAAACACACCGUGCUCCCUGAGAUAAUAAAUACUUUACCUUUAAGACACCAGUUUGGACAAAGUUUCAUUGCACGUGAUGCAUUGCAGUGUUGAUUGGUGCUCGAUGACCCGGAGAGGCCUCUGGUACUUCUGGGGUUCCGUUGUAACCAGUGGACAUCAGUGCCCAUACUCCUUCUCUGAGCGCUGCUCGUCGUUUACGGUCCGAUAAGCAACUUGAGAUGCGAGACUAGAGGCGAAGCCGAGAGAUGAAGUGCAAAUUUGAAACAAACAAAAAGCCAAUUUCAUAGUCAGAAUCGCUGGUCAGGUUUUGGGAUUACAUAUUCACCAAUGCGUUUGAGCUUUAAAUUUCCACAUUGACCGUUAACCUGCACUCAACCAAAACCUGCUCAAAUGUGAUUGUUCAAUAUUUGAAAUGAGGCGGUAAUGUGCUGGCAGUAAGAAAAAUCCCUUUAACAUUUACAGUUUGGCAGCAAUGCUCGAGAUAACCUGCAGAGGGUGACAGUUAAUGCUUAACGAUGCCGCGCUAUCGUGUAGUGGGUCAUAAAGUUGUGUGUGCUGGUUUCUUUGAUACUGAAUUACAUGUUAAUUAUACCAGAAGUCAUUUUUUACAAUUAGCCAGAAGAACGGAGAAGUUGUCAGGCGAGUCAGACGUCGGCUCAAGCUGAUUAGAUUCAGAUGUCGCCAGCAGAUGUCGCUGCAUUAUAAAUAAACUGUGAUGCCUUCAUGUUAUUUCAGCUGGAAGUGAUCAGUGGUUCAUGAGGAUAGAUGUUAUUUUUCUGUAAGAUGCGUCCGUAUGUGUUGCCAUGCUUACAUCUCUUGUACAAAGUAACCAAACAAAAGAAAAACCAAGCAUAAUUCAAUAUUUGAACCCUCCUUUGAAGACUCUUAAAACAAUGUUGCAAGAAGGUUUUUAUCAUUAUUCACUUGGAAAUAGUCUCUCAGAGCACAGCGGAUGGCUUUUGUCAUCCUUACCUGUAUUCUACUGUUCACGCUAUUGGUUUUACUAAUGCAUGUGGAGAUUUGGCUGCAGCUAAAAAUCUUUCAGAACUGGUUGACGAAUGCAGCAAAUUUGUGCAUUAAUUACUUUGUAAUAAAUGUAAUAAAUUGAUUGAAUUACUCUGUGAUUUCA
Molecule: messenger RNA, 2295 nt
Organism: Gasterosteus aculeatus aculeatus (three-spined stickleback)
Lineage: Eukaryota; Metazoa; Chordata; Actinopteri; Perciformes; Gasterosteidae
Product: cell death-inducing p53-target protein 1-like
Cellular component (GO): cytoplasmic side of late endosome membrane; nucleus; cytoplasmic side of lysosomal membrane
Molecular function (GO): zinc ion binding
Source: RefSeq, a predicted model, not a curated record